Molecule: messenger RNA, 2322 nt
Organism: Drosophila serrata
Lineage: Eukaryota; Metazoa; Arthropoda; Insecta; Diptera; Drosophilidae
Gene: cactin
Product: cactin, spliceosome C complex subunit
Biological process (GO): mRNA cis splicing, via spliceosome
Cellular component (GO): spliceosomal complex; cytoplasm
Molecular function (GO): protein binding
Source: RefSeq, a predicted model, not a curated record
UACAAUUUGUGGCUUGAAAUCCCAUCCCUUUGGUACGCAUUUUUUGUUUUGAUUUCACAAUUUGUUGGAUUUCCUCGAUUUAUUGGACAAAACUGCGACAAACACAAUGCCCAAGGAAAAAUCCAAGUCCCGACAUCGAAGUCGCAGUCGCGAAAGAAGAGAUCGGAGUCCGGACCACAAAAGCAGUCGGCAUAGAGAGCGGGAAACGGAUCGAGAUCGCAGGGAGAAAGACAAGGAACGUGAUCGCCGUAGGGAAAGGGACCGCAGCCGGGAGAAACGACGAGACCGAGACCGAGACCAUAAAAGUAGCAGCAGCCGAAAGCGGCGCUCCUCAUCGUCCUCGUCCUCAUCGUCAAAGUCCUCCCGCACCGGCGGCCCAAAGUCACCACUGGCCAAGAGUUCGAUGAAGUUGCUUCAAACAUUGGAGGCGCGUCGAAUGCGGGAGCAGGAGGACCGCCAGCGAAAGAAGGAGGAGCUAAAGGCCCAGGAGACGCCUGAGGAGAAGAGGUCGCGCCGCUUGCGCGAGAAGCAGGCCAAGGAGCAGCGGCGCCGCCAGCGAAUGGGCUGGGAUAAUGAGUACCAGACGUACUCCAACGAGGACAAUCCCUUUGGCGACUCCAAUCUCACCUCCACAUUCCACUGGGGCAAGAAACUGGAGGUGGAGGGCCUCUCAAACCUUUCCACCAAAACGGUGGAGGUCCUGUCGCUGCAGAAACAGCUGGAGAAUCGACGCGAGCUGGAGAAGGUGAAGAAACGACGGCAGGAGCGUGAACUGGAGCGGCAGGUGCGCGAAGAUGAUAUGAUGAUGCAGCAGCGGGCCAAGGAGGCGGUCCAGUUCCGUGAGUGGCAGCGCCAGGAGGAUCAGUUCCAUCUGGAGCAAGCCCGCCUGCGCAGUGAGAUUCGCAUCCGCGAUGGCAGGGCCAAGCCCAUCGAUCUGCUGGCCCAGUACGUGGCCGCCGGCAAUGCACCGCUUGAGGAGUCACUCGAAAUGCAGAUGCACGAACCCUACAUGCUGCUCAAUGGCCUGCCCAUGGAGGAGCUGGAGGAUCUGCUGGUGGACAUCAAGGUGUACGAGGAGCUGGAACAGGGUAAGCACAUUGAUUUCUGGAACGACAUGAUCACCAUUGUGCAGGACGAGCUGCAGAAGCAACAGAAACUGCUAGCCGAAGGCAGUGCACUAAAUCAACGGAGGGACGGCAUCCAUCAGAGCGUCGUCAAGGAUGUGGCCGAUAUAUUUAGGGGCAAGAACGCCCAUCAGCUGGAGGAGAUGCGUCAGCGCAUCGAGGCCAAGAUCAGCGGACGGGCGGAUGGUGUGGACAUCAGCUAUUGGGAGAGCCUGCUCUCACAACUCAAGGCGCACAUGGCACGGGCUCGGCUGCGUGAUCGUCAUCAGGCAUUGCUCCGCGAGAAACUGCUGCUGCUCAAGAAGGAGAAUGACGAUGAGACACAGGUGGGGCCGGAUGAACUGCCGCAAGUCAAAAAGGAGGAGGAGGAAGAAGAGAUGGAUACACAGGAAGCCGAGAAUCCAGAGGAAGGAGAUCCCGCCACUCCAGACGACGAGGAAGAUCCGCUCAAGGAGCUUCGCGAUGCAGCCCGCCUCUACCAGGUCGGCAACUAUAGCCCGCGCUAUAUACGCGAGGAGGACUUCACGGGCAGACGGCUGCAGAACGAAGACGACGACGAUGUUGAUGGCGAAGGUGCCCUGUACGAUGAGGAGGAUGACGAGCGGCGGAUACAGCGUCAACGCCUGCUAGUCAUUCAUCCAGAACGCGUCGACACAAACCAAUUGACGCCGCAAGAGCUACGGAUGCGCAACGAGGCCCGGCAAGGGAUGCAGGGCGACGAGGCCGAGUUUAGCGUGGAGACAACCUUGGACGCCGUGCCCCAGCUGGCCACGGAUAAGUACCGACCGCGCAAGCCCAGGUACUUCAAUCGCGUCCACACCGGCUUCGAGUGGAACAAGUACAAUCAGACGCACUACGACAUGGACAAUCCACCGCCAAAGAUCGUUCAGGGCUACAAGUUUAACAUAUUCUAUCCCGAUCUGAUGGACAAAUCGCAGACGCCACAAUAUUUCCUCACUCCCUGUGCGGACAAUGGUGACUUUGCCGUGCUCCGCUUCCACACGGGACCGCCGUACGAGGACAUUGCCUUCAAGAUCGUCAAUCGGGAAUGGGAGUUCAGCUACAAGAGGGGAUUCCGCUGUCAGUUCCACAACAACAUCUUCCAGCUGUGGUUUCACUUUAAGCGUUAUCGCUACCGUCGCUAGAGUCCUUCGAGAAGCUGGGCAAGUGGAGAAGAAAAGGAAGUACUGCAGUUUGA